GUUAUAUUCAAUUCAGUGCUUUCACAUUUCGAUACGAAGUUAUUCUAUACGAAGCCCGGUUUAAAAUGCUGAAUCAAACUUUGUUCGUUGUUAUUUUGUCCGUUUGGUGUUUUAGUGUAUCCCAAGCCGAGUUUAACUGCUCUGAUCCUCCAGUUUUGCCAAAAUACGACAUAAGUUCAUGUUGCCGGGUUCCACGUAUUGAUCUAGGAUCUGCACCACAAAAAUGUAUCAAAGAAAUAGAUUCUAUAAAAACCGUUGCAGAUUUACCAGCAUUUGCUCAUGUCUGCUAUCCUGAGUGUAUUUACCGUCAUUCUGGAGUUUUGGAAAAUGGCGAAAUUGAAAUGGAAAGUGUUCGAAAAUUUCUAGCAAAUAGUGUUCGUAAUGUUGACCAGGAUUUUGUUCCAGUUAUAAUGAAUUCCUUUGAUAGUUGCAUGAAAAAUAUUCGAGAACAAAUGAAUGCAAUUAAAGUGAAAAUGUAUGCAAAACUCGCAGAUGGUUGCAGUCCUUAUUCGAGCAUGAUUUGGGGCUGCGUUAAUACUGAUACAUUUCUUAACUGUCCCGAAAAAAUGUGGAAAGAUGAAAAGGAAUGUAAUUUGGUGAAGGGUUUUGUACAGCAAUGUAAUCCAUUGCCACAUGUUCCAUUGCCGGCUUAUUAGAUUUAUUGUUAUUAUUUGCUAUAUUAGGAUUUA
Molecule: messenger RNA, 689 nt
Organism: Eupeodes corollae
Lineage: Eukaryota; Metazoa; Arthropoda; Insecta; Diptera; Syrphidae
Gene: Obp50e
Exons: 5
Coding region: 66-656 (196 amino acids)
Source: RefSeq, a predicted model, not a curated record